GAACCAUAGACAUUUGCCGUAACUUUGUAGAGACUAGUACUUCCAAUAUGGCGUCCCACAUGUCAAGAUUUAGAGCCUGGGGACGAGUACAGAGGUUUGGCUUUGCCGCAUGUAGGCAAUAUAGCAGUGGCAGCAGCAAUGGUUAUCCAAAUGUGUCGCUUUCUGCCCCUUUACCUGGAAUCCCAAAGCCAGUAUUUGCUGCUGUGGACGGGCAAGAACAGUACGAAACAAAGAUCACCACCCUUGAAAAUGGUCUUAAAGUAGCAUCACAAAAUAAAUUCGGGCAAUUCUGUACAGUUGGAAUUUUAGUCAACUCUGGAUCAAGACAUGAAGUUAGAUACCCCAGUGGGAUCUCACAUUUUUUGGAGAAGCUUGCCUUUUCUUCCACAGCACAGUAUGGAAGUAAGGACGAAAUUCUAUUGACCCUUGAGAAGCAUGGUGGGAUAUGUGACUGUCAAACGUCCAGAGACACCACUAUGUAUGCAGUGUCUGCGGAGGUGAAGGGUUUGGAUACUGUUGUCAGCCUUCUGGCAGAUGCUGUUCUGCAGCCACGCUUGAUAGAUGAGGAAAUUGAGAUGACAAGGAUGGCAGUACGUUUUGAACUUGAGGACUUGAACAUGAGGCCAGACCCUGAACCUUUGCUGACAGAAAUGAUCCAUGCGGCUGCGUAUCGUGGAAACACCGUUGGCUUGCCUCGCUUCUGCCCCGUGGAGAAUGUGGACAAGAUCGACCGUGCUCUACUCCACUCCUACCUCCGGAGCUAUUACUGCCCCGAGCGUAUGGUCCUGGCCGGGGUGGGAAUCGAGCAUGAGCAGCUGGUUGAAUGCGCCAGGAAGUACCUGCUGGAUAUGAAGCCUGUGUGGGGAGCCAGCACAUCAGGCAACGUGGACCUGUCUGUAGCUCAGUAUACGGGUGGAAUAAUCAAGAUGGAAAAAGACAUGUCGGAUGUGAGCCUUGGUCCCACUCCUAUCCCUGAGCUAACACACAUCAUGAUUGGAUUGGAGAGUUGCUCAUUUCUGGAGGAUGACUUCAUUCCCUUUGCGGUCCUCAACAUGAUGAUGGGAGGUGGAGGCUCCUUCUCUGCUGGUGGGCCUGGAAAAGGCAUGUUUACUCGUCUGUACCUGAAUGUGCUCAACAGACAUCACUGGAUGUACAAUGCUACUUCAUACCAUCACAGCUAUGAGGACAGUGGACUCUUAUGCAUCCAUGCCAGUGCAGACCCCCGACAGGUGCGGGAGAUGGUUGAGAUUAUAACCCGAGAGUUCAUUCAGAUGGCUGGGACAGCAGGAGAGAUGGAGCUGGAAAGAGCAAAGACGCAGCUUAAAUCAAUGCUGAUGAUGAAUUUGGAGUCACGUCCGGUCAUUUUUGAAGAUGUUGGACGGCAAGUUCUAGCCACUGGCAAGAGAAAGCUGCCUCAUGAACUGUGUCAGUUAAUUAGUAAUGUUACAGCAAACGAUAUCAAGAGAGUGACCGCGAAGAUGCUGCGGGCUAAACCAGCUGUGGCUGCUCUAGGUGACCUGACAGAAAUGCCCUCAUACGAGCACAUACAAGCAGCUCUCUCCAGCAAAGAUGGACGCCUGCCCCGAAUGUAUCGACUCUUCCGAUAGACUGAAUAUGCUUUGCUAUACAGACUGGGCACUUGCAAACUGGACUUACAAGCAGACUUAUUUCUGUUGUUUUCUUAUUACAUAUUGCAUUUGAUGUGAUAAACCUUAUAUUCAUGGUUUCAGAAAACCACCUGGUGUAUCCAUGUUUGUAGACUUGUCAGAUCGAUCGAGACUGGCAUGAUCAAAAAUUAGCUGAAGAUCAAUUCUCCCCACACAACAGAAAACAAAAUAUCUAUUAUGGAUUUGAGUUUGCUUAAUAAUAGUUCUACCUGAGUGCUGCACUUUUCAGCUAGACAUUACAGCAGUAGUAGUACUGUAUGUAAUUUUGCCACACUAAAAUUUUGUACAGUCAUCAGUAUGACUUUCCAGAUUACAAAACACCUUACUGUACAUGCAUACACCUGUUUCAGAAUUUGAAAUAUUCUCCACUCUCCAUUUAAAAUGUUUUCUUUUUGCUGUUGAGAACAUGAGUAUUAUAAACAUAUUGUUCUGUUCUGAUAUGGCAAAUUACACAAGUUUGACAGUAUACAACUAUGCAUUGACCAUGCCUGCACCAGUUCAGUUCUGUAAUCUUUGGAUUACCCUGUUGCUACAAAUCUUGAGCAUAUAGGUAGUUAUUUGACCUCGAAGGUACAAAAAUUAAGUUAACUAAAUCAGGGCAGCAUUUUAUUGGCCCUGAUGCGUGUUCAUAAAAAUAAUCUAUGGCAACUUAUUUAUGUAGCAGUCUUUAACAUUUGGGAAGAGAAUUUGUAUUUGAACCACAUUUGUACCACAUUGUCCCAAAACCCUUGGAUCAGAUUUAUGCAGAGGUUUGCCUGUUUGAGGUAAUUUUUCAGCAUUUCAUAUCAAUUCUGCAUUACAGUUUUUAAUGCAAUCUAAUACUGGCUGUAUAAAGUAACAUGUUCUUAAAUAUUACACAUCAGAAUAGUCAGUUAGUUGUUUGUAAUACACAGCAUCAUGUGAUUGCAUCCCUGACGAAAUAAUCCCUGGUGGUCAAUAUUCAAUUUAAACACCAUUGUAAGAUGUUGUAUAAGAGAUAAAUGUAAAAUGUGUGUUUAGUCUUUAAAUAUGUAUUUAUAUUGCACAAUUGGAUACGGUCUGAAUACUGCACAUCAGAAAUUGUUAACGUGGCUGUGUCAGCCUCUCAUUGAGCUCUUGAUAAAUGCAGCAACUUUCCGGUCA
This is a messenger RNA of Alosa alosa (allis shad), 2789 nucleotides long. It is a transcript of the gene pmpca, whose product is annotated as peptidase, mitochondrial processing subunit alpha. The coding region runs from base 48 to 1607 and encodes 519 amino acids. Gene Ontology annotation, molecular function: metal ion binding; metalloendopeptidase activity. Gene Ontology annotation, cellular component: mitochondrion. The transcript is spliced from 13 exons. The record is from RefSeq and is a predicted model, not a curated record. NCBI's taxonomy places the organism in Eukaryota, Metazoa, Chordata, Actinopteri, Clupeiformes, Clupeidae.